Molecule: messenger RNA, 1716 nt
Organism: Heterostelium album PN500
Lineage: Eukaryota; Evosea; Eumycetozoa; Acytosteliales; Acytosteliaceae
Product: PX domain-containing protein
Exons: 4
Coding region: 1-1716 (571 amino acids)
Molecular function (GO): phosphatidylinositol binding
Source: RefSeq, a predicted model, not a curated record
AUGGAUUUAGAAAUAGACAAAUAUCAGCAACCACCAGCCAUUUCACAACCUAAAACUUUAUCACCAUUAAAUUAUAAUACCACAUCAUCAUCAGUCUCACCUUCCUCACCCUCCAUUGACAUAAUAAAAAAUCAAAAUAUUGAAGAACAAAAUGUUGAACAGCAACAACAACAACAAUUACAAUUACAGGAACAAUUUUUAAAGGAUCAAGAUUUUAUUGUUGGAGACGACGAUGAUGAAAAUGUAAUUAUUUCCUGUAUGGAAAAGAAUGAACAACAACUACCUUUAAAGGACAAUAGUGGUUGCGGUGACUCUAUUGUUGGAAACAUCGAUGUUAAAACUUCAAUUUCAUUGCCUCAACUCCAACUGAAAAGUGAACAUCAUCAUAGGAAUUUCAAUCAAUCGGCACCUUCUCGAGUCGUCGAGUGUGGUGCCAACGCCAUUGAAUUUUGUCAAGGCGAUCGCGAUGAAGUGGAAGCUCUACUUUCCAACGGAUUGCGACUCUCCUUCCAAGGUGACCUCAAUCGAUUCUCCCCGAUUGGAACACCCCAUGCAUCGAAUACACAUCACUAUAUCCCAUCUAUUCUCUCAACAGGCUAUCAAGAUGAAACCACAUCCUCCAUGGUCGACGACUCUGACGCUGAACAAACAUCAUCCACAUCACUUUCUUCCAAUGUUUCAAAUACCACCAAUUCACACUCACACUCAAAUUCACACUCACACUCACAUUUACAUUUAAAUUCAAUUUCAAAUUCACAUUUACACGUACAUCAUUCAACUGUAACACCAUCUUCCACUACAACCACAAUUAUAAAAUCUUCACAAUCUGGAUCAGUGUCAUCGUCACACUCGAGCACGGAAUACUACAAUUAUCUUUAUCAACAACAGCUGCUUCUCCAACAGCAACAACAGCAAGCAGCACUCUCUCCAAAUUCACAAUUGAAAAUCACAAAGGAGCCCGUCGACAGACCGGUUGGAGGCGGCUCCAAGAUGACCCGCACAACAUCGACCACCGCAUUACUCACCAAUUUUCAAACACCGCUUCCUCAUCUACUACCACCACCUGCGCAACCACAAACACCACCACCGAAAAUCCAGCUCUCCAUCAAGAAGAAGCCGUCUAGUGACGAGCUGGUCUAUCAACGCCAAAACAUAGUCAAUACGAUCAUCAGCAGUAACACCAACAGUGCCAACAGCAACAACAACAAUCCCAAUAUCAUACCGGUGAUACCUCCACCAAUGUACAGUCACGAAAAAGGUUGGAAGCCAUCUUGCAAAUCCGGACCGGCAUGGGAUCUAACCGUUUCAAUCAUCAGCUUCUCAAAGAUAACAUCUUUCAUAGAAUACAACAUACAUGUCCAGACAAGUUAUUCAGAAUGGGUAGUACAUAGAAGAUAUAACAAUUUUUUAUUCUUGGAUAAAAAGAUAAGAAGUUGUAGUAUCAAUACAACACCAAAUAAAUCACUGAUGCCUUUGCCACCAAAGAAAUUGAGACCAUCGUCAAACAAGGUAGUCAAUAGCAGACAAGUUACACUGGAGCGAUACUUGGUGACGAUGCUUUCAACACAUCCUGGUAUAUUCUAUACGAACCCAGUUAAAAUCAAUACAGAUUUUACAAUACAAACUUUCAUAAAUUUACCUGGGCGAUAUAAUCUUUUAAUAUCAUCUACUUCAAGAUUAGUAUAUCGUGUUUUGUAUAAAUCUCCACAACAAUAA